AUGGCUACUUCCUCGAAAAAGGAUGAGGUGGAGACCUUUGCCUUUCAGGCAGAAAUAGCCCAGUUGAUGUCCUUGAUCAUCAACACUUUUUACUCCAAUAAGGAAAUCUUUCUCAGGGAGCUGAUUUCCAAUGCAUCUGAUGCUUUGGAUAAAAUCCGGUACGAGAGCUUAAUUGACCCAAGUAAACUGAAUUCUGGAAAGGAUUUGAAGAUCACCAUUAUUCCUGAUGUCCAUAACCGUACCCUAACUAUUGUAGAUACAGGCAUUGGGAUGACCAAAGUGGAUCUAGUGAAUAACCUGGGUACAAUUGUCAAGUCUGGCACCAAAGCCUUCAUGGAAGCCCUGCAGGCAGGGGCAGACAUCUCCAUGAUUGGUCAGUUCGGCGUUGGCUUCUACUCUGCCUAUCUGGUGGCUGAGAAAGUGACCGUCAUCACCAAGCACAACGAUGACGAGCAGUAUGCAUGGGAGUCUUCAGCUGGGGGCUCCUUCACUGUCAGGCUGGACCGUGGUGAGCCUCUAGGCCGUGGUACAAAAGUUAUUCUGCUUCUGAAGAAAGACCAUUUGGAGUACUUGAAGGAAAGACGACUUAACGAAGUAGUCAAGAAGCAUUCCCAGUUUAUUGGCUAUCCAAUAACACUCUUUGUAGAAUAUGAGCAUCAGAAAGAAGAGAGUGAUGAGGGAAAAGAUAAUUCUGAAGACAGGCCAAAGGUUGAGGAUAUUGGCUCUGAGGAAGAAAAGAGAGAAAGUGACAAGAAGAAAAAAACAAUCAAGGAGAAAGUUAUUGUUCCAGAAGAGCUCAACAAGGCCAAGCCAAUUUGGACCAGGAACCCAGAUGGCAUUACUAAUGAGGAAUAUGCAGAAUUCUACAAGAGCCUGACCAACGACUGGGAAGACCACCUGGCGGUAAAACACUUUGCAGUGGAAGGACAGCUGGAAUUCAGAGCUCUUCUUUACGUCCCAAGGCGUCCGCCUCUCGGUCUCUUCGACACUAGGAGGAGGAAGAACAUCAAGCUCUAUGUGCGCAGAAUCUUCAUCAUGGAAGACUGCGAAGACCUUUUGCCUGAAUACCUGAACUUCAUACAUGGUGUGGUGGAUUCGGAAGACCUGUCUCUCAAUAUCUCCCGUGAAAGGCUACAACAGUCCAGGAUCCUGAAAGCAAUCAAGAAGCACUUGGUGAAGAAAUGCUUGGAGCUCUUUGCUGAGCUGGCAGAAGAUAAAGAAAGCUACAUGAUCUUCUAUGAGCAUUUUUCCGGAAAUAUAAAGCUUGGUUUACAUGAUGAUACCCAGAACCACCAGAAACUAUUGGAGUUGUUGAGAUUCCACACUUCUGCUUCCAUGGAUGAGAUGGUGUCCCUGAAAGAUUACUGUGCACGGAUGAAGGAGAACCAGACGUUAAUAUACUACCUUGCUGGUGAAAACCUAGAGCUGAUAGCGAACUCUGUUUUUGUGGAGCGCCUCUGUAAGCGCGGCUUGGAGGUCAUCUAUAUGACGGAGCCCAUGGACGAGUAUUGUAUCUAUCUGCUGAAAACCUUUGAGGGCAAAACCUGCUUUUCUGUCGCUAAAGUAGGGCUCGAGCUGCCAGAAACCGAAGAGGAAAAGGCCACGCUGGAAGAGAAGAAGGCAAAGCUAGGGAAGCUCUGCAAGGCCAUAAAAAAGAGACUGGAAUCGAAAAUAGAAAAAGUCGUAGUCUCCAACCGACUGGUGACUUCUCCGUGCUGUAUUGUGACCACUUUGUAUGGCUGGACAGCCAAUAUGGAAAGGAUCCAGAAGGCACAAGCAUUGUACUGCAACACACCGGAUUACAUGUCUACCAGAAAGUGCAUGGAAAUAAACCCUGAUGAUGCCAUAAUUGAGAUAAUGAGGCAGAAGAUAGAAAUUGAUGAGAAUGACAAGGGUGUGAAAGACUUGGUCAUCCUUCUGUAUGAGCUAGCUCUCCUGUCUUCUGGCUUCACUCUAGAGAAUCCCCAGAUACACGUUAACCGUAUCUAUAAAAUGAUCAGAUAUGGUCUAGGAGGAGAGCCCGGCUGGGUCUCCCGCUCGGCGCGCGCGUACUGUUUACAUUGUGGGACCAAAGAACUCAAGCGGCGGAAAAAGGCGCAUGCGCGCCCUUCUCCGCCGCCUCCUUUCUCUCCUCCUCCGCCUGAAGCUCCUCCCAUCUCUCCCGCGGGAGAAGGCUCGGAGGCGGCUCCGCCCCCUCCCUUUCUCUGUCAGUGA
Euleptes europaea (tarantolino) is the source of this 2214-nucleotide messenger RNA. It is a transcript of the gene HSP90AA1, whose product is annotated as heat shock protein 90 alpha family class A member 1. Gene Ontology annotation, molecular function: disordered domain specific binding; ATP hydrolysis activity; ATP binding. The record is from RefSeq and is a predicted model, not a curated record. The transcript has 10 exons. Bases 1 to 2214 code for a protein of 737 amino acids. Gene Ontology annotation, cellular component: neuronal cell body; myelin sheath; protein-containing complex. Gene Ontology annotation, biological process: cellular response to heat; protein stabilization; protein folding. NCBI's taxonomy places the organism in Eukaryota, Metazoa, Chordata, Lepidosauria, Squamata, Sphaerodactylidae.